Nannospalax galili (Upper Galilee mountains blind mole rat) is the source of this 345-nucleotide messenger RNA. Its product is annotated as 39S ribosomal protein L14, mitochondrial-like. Gene Ontology annotation, biological process: translation. The annotation marks the transcript as partial. The record is from RefSeq and is a predicted model, not a curated record. Gene Ontology annotation, molecular function: structural constituent of ribosome. The transcript has a single exon. Gene Ontology annotation, cellular component: ribosome; mitochondrion. Lineage: Eukaryota; Metazoa; Chordata; Mammalia; Rodentia; Spalacidae.
ACAUCUCGGAUGUGUGUGGUGGACAACAGUGCCCUGGGGAACACUCCAUACCGUUGUCCUCCUCGGUGCAUCCAUGUCUAUAACAAGAAUGGGCUGGGCAAGGUGGGCGACCAGAUCCUGCUGGCUAUCAAGGGUCAGAAGAAGAAGGCUCUCAUCGUGGGGCAUCACAUGUCUGGCCCCCAAAUGACCCCCAGGUUUAACUCCAACAACGUGGUCCUCAUUGAGGACAAUGGGAACCCUGUAGGGACCCGAAUUAAAAUACCUAUCCCCAGCAGCCUGCGCCGGAGGGACGGCGAAUACUCCAAAGUGCUUGCCAUCGCUCAGAACUUGGGUGAACACAGCUAG